AUGGUUUCUCACACCCUUGAUGGUGCUUCCUCCCUUCCCCCGCCAGAGACGAGGUUAGAGAUCAAGCAGAACUCCGCCUUUCUACAAUUACCAGAUGAGCUGCUUCAAAUAAUCACAAAGUAUAUGGACACCGGCACAUUUUUCGCAUCCCUCCUAACAUCCCGCCGCUUUCUCGAGUCGGCAUUGUCAAGAAUACUCCUCUUCCAUCAUCUAAAGCGCAUACCUGGGCUCACCCUGGGACUCACAGACCUUCCCACGCCUGAUCUAUUACUGUUUUUCAGAAAACGUGCGGCACAGAGUGGUUGCGCAGCUGGAGCCCUUGCCAAUGUUACUAAGUAUGCUCAUCAGUCGCCAGGGAAAACUAUGAGCAACGCACUCUUCAUUCCUUCGGAUCCGUCGCAAACUGGCAACUUGGCUCAACUGGUAACGACUCGAUACGACGGUGUACUACAGAUCUACGACCUGGCUAAGGAUCACAUACGACGCAGAGUCGAACUCCACAUAAGGCCUGAGGGGGGCUGCUCAAGCACCAGGAUUGAGAUCCUCAAAGUGUCCUUCUCUCCCAGCAGUCGAGAUCUAGCCGUCCUAUACCGGCAAAAGGUACAUUCACGUAACGCAUCUCCUUUCCCAAAGAGAACUGAAUCCGCUUGUGACAGCGAGGUUUACAGGCUGGUCACCUUUCAUCGUUGUUUUGCAAAGACGCUGGGCUAUUUCUACGACUCUUCUCUGCAGGAGACACGAGACAUAGAAACCCUUGAAGACCAAGAAACUGUUGGUCUAGCCUUUGCAUCGAACGGUAAUGCGUGUAUUGCUUGGAAAAGUCCCGAUGGGCUUAACAAAACCAGGAUAUGCCUUGUCGGUCGGAAUGAGAAGAUCAUGGAAGAGUGUAGAUAUGACUCGUCUCCUGACGUCUUGGAUAUUCAUGACCCUUCGGCUUUACCUGCACAUAUGUACAAACAUGGCGUAGUGUCGAACUGCCAAUUCGUCGACAACGACAGCAAAUUGAAUUUCUACAAGGCGGGCGCCCCUGUCCAUAGCUGGUACACGAGCUGCCCGAAUCCAGCCGAAGAAGAGAGCGGCCCAAUUCUGUGCAACACAGCCUCGAUCGAUAUUGAGAACGAUGGUACACGCCAAGCAUUUGAAGUUGGAAUGCCUUACUAUGGCAUCCAUACCUACAGCGCUUUCUCAUGUCGAAUCUUCUAUUUUGCUCUCGCUAUGAGUAAGAAUUUGAACAAAUAUGGCCGGACAGAUGUAUUUAUUGUGCAGGCGGAUUCCUUUUUAUCUUUGGGUUCCUGUGAUCACAGUAUGCAUCUCGACAAGGGUCGAAAGCAGAGAUCGUGGGCGGCGCUAGCACUUCUGGCAGGGUUCAAUGAACGGAGCGCGCAAUGCCUAAGCUCGCUGGGCACCGUCGUUGCGAUUUCCCCUGGUGGUACACGGAUUGCGGCAGCGAACUGGUCUCGUGUACUAGUCUGGUCGAUGAAUCCUAGAGUGCUUUACCAGGGAGAAUCACAGCAUUACUUUCCGGCCCGUGACUACAACAUGAGAAAGGGCAUCGGCCGGUUACGGCCCACUUUGCUAUCCUCGGAAGGAGUUGUACACAAAAUGUUGUGGGGAAAUGAGGUGCAACUCUACGCUACAACAGAUCAAGGCCUUGCAAAAUGGGACAUUGGGCACAUGAGCGAAGGAAGAAGAGAGAAUUUGUCGUUGGCAUACGACGUCAGGCCUGAGGCUGUAGUGGCCGCUCCGGUAACGGGCAGGGUGGCGCACCAAAAUUCACCGCGACGAGCGUAG
Messenger RNA from Letharia columbiana, 1791 nucleotides. RefSeq lists its product as uncharacterized. NCBI's taxonomy places the organism in Eukaryota, Fungi, Ascomycota, Lecanoromycetes, Lecanorales, Parmeliaceae. The record is from RefSeq and is a predicted model, not a curated record. Gene Ontology annotation, molecular function: protein binding. The transcript has 3 exons. The coding region runs from base 1 to 1791 and encodes 596 amino acids.